Molecule: messenger RNA, 709 nt
Organism: Spinacia oleracea (spinach)
Lineage: Eukaryota; Viridiplantae; Streptophyta; Magnoliopsida; Caryophyllales; Amaranthaceae
Exons: 4
Coding region: 233-709 (158 amino acids)
Source: RefSeq, a predicted model, not a curated record
UUACGUGUUGUCUCCUUCGGGGGUUGCUCGGAUAUCCGAAGUUCGAGCUGAUCCGUGGGAUUCCGCCUCCUCUGUUGAAGCUGUUCCUGUGAAGGUUGUGCUUCCUGAGUUGAAGACAACUUCGGACCCGGAUCAACGCAAAAGGAAGGGUAGCACUCUUUUGAGGCCUUCCACGCAUCCGAAGAAAGCGAAGGCUUCUCAGCCCUCGGAGAAGGAAGCGGUUUCGGAAGUUAUGCCUCCUCCUAAGAAUCUUCUUCACUUCAUGCCCUUGCCGGGGCAGAAGUUAAAGAGUGUGGUGGUUGCUGAACCGCCGCCCGUGGAUCAGCCGCUGAUCGAGGAAGAUAUCAUCCCCUCUCCCCUGAAACCAUCUGCUGCUUCGGGGAUCGAAAUCCAGGAUAUCACCGAGGUGAUGGAGGCGAUUGAAGCCGAUUUUGUUCCUGGUUUGGUUGUCCCUGAGGUAGCUGAGGAGAAGGAGUCUGCUGAUCUUCCCUUCGAGAGAGAGAAGAGUCCAGACAAGGAGAUGAUAGAUCUCUCGGGCCCCGAAGCUGCGGUCCCCGAGGUUCAGAAGGAGGUUCCCUCUGCUGGAGAGGAGGAGCAGCCCGAGCAAGAGGCUCGGGCCCAGAAGGCCACUUCCGAGGGUGAUACUACUGCUGGGGGUUCUUCGAAGGAUGCUCCCCUGGGGGCCGCUCCUGAGACUCCUAAGAGUUAG